Molecule: messenger RNA, 1349 nt
Organism: Raphanus sativus (radish)
Lineage: Eukaryota; Viridiplantae; Streptophyta; Magnoliopsida; Brassicales; Brassicaceae
Product: U-box domain-containing protein 4
Exons: 1
Coding region: 105-1139 (344 amino acids)
Cellular component (GO): cytoplasm; nucleus
Molecular function (GO): protein binding
Source: RefSeq, a predicted model, not a curated record
CCAAACAAACAAACAAACAAAUAUUCUCAGUCUGGUCUUCUGGUAAACCAUCCACGUCACAUACUAUUUCAUCUCUCUCUCUCUCUCAAUUCUCUGCAUCAUCCAUGGAGACGGAGAAUAGCGCCGGUUUCAGAUACCUCGGCCACACUUUCAGCAACCUGAGUCUCAACGAUCACUCCUCCUCCGCCUUCAGUGACUGUAACAGCGACAGAUCCGGCGAAUUCCCCACCGCAUCUCCCCUCAGCCGACGCCUCCUCCUCUCCUCCGCCACCGACAACUCCGACGAUCUCAUCCCUCACCUCGUCGUCCUCCUCCUCUCCUCCUCCAUCGAGGACCAGAAGCAAGCCGCGAUGGAGAUCAGGCUCCUCUCCAAGCACAAACCUGAGAACCGCAUCAAAAUCGCCAAAGCAGGCGCCAUCAAGCCCCUCGUGUCUCUAAUCUCCUCCUCCGAUCCUCAGCUCCAGGAGUACGGCGUCACUGCCAUCCUCAACCUCUCCCUCUGCGACGAGAACAAAGACCUCAUCUCUUCCUCCGGCGCCAUCAAGCCUCUCGUGAGGGCCUUGAAGACGGGAACUCCCACGGCCAAGGAGAACGCCGCCUGCGCUCUCCUCCGUCUCUCGCAGACGGAAGAGAACAAAGCCGCGAUCGGGAGAUCGGGAGCGAUCCCUCUCCUCGUGAGCCUUCUCGAGACGGGAGGGUUCAGGGCGAAGAAGGACGCGUCGACGGCUCUCUACUCGCUCUGCUCCGCCAAAGAGAACAAGAUCAGGGCCGUGGAGUGUGGGAUCAUGAAGCCGUUGGUGGAGCUGAUGGCGGAUUUCGGAUCCAACAUGGUCGACAAGUCGGCGUUCGUGAUGAGUCUGCUGAUGUCGGUGCCGGAGUCGAAGGCGGCGGUUGUGGAGGAAGGAGGGGUUCCGGUGCUGGUGGAGAUAGUUGAGGAUGGGACGCAGAGGCAGAAGGAGAUGGCUGUGGCGAUACUGCUUCAGAUUUGCGAGGAGAGCGUGGUGUAUCGAACCAUGGUCGCGAGGGAAGGAGCCAUUCCUCCGCUUGUGGCGCUCACUCAGGCGGGAACAACCAGUCGAGCUAAGCACAAGGCGGAGGCCUUGAUUGAGCUAUUAAGGCAACCUAGAUCAUCUUAUUAGUAACCCCACUCCAACGGUGGAUGUGAUGAUUGAUCGUCGGAGCUUGUGAGUUUUUUUUUCUUUUUUUCUUUUUACUUUGUACAAACAAAACAACCGCAAAUGGGAAAUGAAUAAAAUAACUGUAAAUUAGUGCUUGUUUUCCCUCUGUAAUUUUAUCUUCUUGAGAUUGUUUGUUUUUGUGAUCCAGUUGAUAAAUAUCGGUUUUUAAUU